GGCUGAGCAGGCUUUGGAAUACGUCGAUUUUCCUGACACGAUGAUGAGCCUGGACAACCUUCGCCGAAAUCAACUGACGCAAUGGAUGUUGAUGUCGAUUCAGAGCAUGAUGCUGUUAUACCGAUAGCCGAGGUUUCUACCGAAGAUCAGGGCAUCGACGUGGGUGCACAACUCUUUCCAGAGUCUGUGGCAGAUGACUUCCUUCCCGGGUCUUCUCGCUCUUCCUUGCGUCGUUCGUCACGCAGAACUUCUCCACAAAAUUCUGUGGCGUCUUCUGAACAUUCGUCUAUUGGACGGUUCGAUUCUCCUCAUCCCAGUAGUACACCUGAGGAACAGAGUAGGUAUGUAUUCCUUGGUGGACACAGGGUAUGCAACUGGGAAGACGUUCGGGAGGAGAUGCGCGCAGAUCCUGUAUAUCAUCUAGCUGAUAACCUUCCACACGCGCUGCAAGACCACAUCAAUGCAAUGCCUCUGCAUACAAGGAUGCAGCCCCCGAUGCGGCUUGUUUUCGAAUCCAUGAUUCGCGAAAACACAGCAGACGACGAACCCUUCGCGCCACCCAUCGUAAUCGAAAACCUCGUAGACGACCAGCCUACACCAGAAUGGGAGUUCCACUACACAAAUAAGAUGUGGCACGGGAAGGGUGUGCCACCGCCAGAUAUGAAGGGACUCGAGUGUUGUGACUGUAGUGGGUCUUGCGCCAAGAACAAGGACUGCGCGUGCAGGAAGCGUCAGUUGAGACAUGCCGAGGACAGUGGCUUGAAAGACUGGAUAUACGAUCCGCAGGGUCGGGUACGCAAUGAGUGUCUUUUGUACAGAGUACCGAUCUUCGAAUGCAACGACUUGUGUCGCUGCGAAGAUGACUGCCGGAACCGAGUUGUCCAGAAUGGAAGGAAAAUUCCGGUCAAGAUUGCGAAGACCGAGAAAAAGGGCUGGGGUGUCUUCUACUCUGGUACCAAACGAAUACCCAGAGGGACAUUUGUGGGUAUCUAUGCGGGUGAAAUCUUGACAGAAGAAGAGGCUGAAAUGCGUGGAAUGACAUAUGAUAAAUGGGGGAGAACGUAUCUAUUCGACUUGGACUUCGGUCAUCUUGACGAAAUCAAUGAGGCCCACAAGUACUCAGUGGAUGCAUAUCAUGCUGGCAACUUUACGAGGUAUUUGAACCAUUCCUGCAGUCCCAACUGUGUGUUGGCAGCAUGUUACAUCAACGAAGCCAAUUUGCACAAGCCACUGCUGGCCAUAUUCACGUGUGAAGACGUCUCGGCGGGGGAGGAGUUUACGUUCUCGUAUUCCGGGCCGGUCGAUGAAAAAACCGUUGCUGAAACGGCAAAGAAAGUGAAAGAAGGCAAGGUCUCUGAUGUUCAUACUGCUUGCCACUGUGGGGCAGCGAUUUGCAAUGGAUGGUUGUUUGCUUGACGAUACGCGAUCGAAGACAAAAGGACACGAGUAGACGAACGUAUGACCAGAAUAUUAAAGGCGAAUAUAGCCUAUUUCUUUUGAAUCAAAGUUUUGAAGGGAGAGUGAAUCGGUCGCCACGUCUCCCGCUCCGCUUCAACACUGACCAGACCGCCGCCCUGGAUCCGCCUUUUCGUAUUGCGAGUAAUGGCGCGAAAACGGUACAUAGUCGGGCUUGAAACUGUAACCGUGUCGACCGAGAUU
Desarmillaria tabescens is the source of this 1659-nucleotide messenger RNA. RefSeq names its product SET domain-containing protein. Gene Ontology annotation, cellular component: nucleus. NCBI's taxonomy places the organism in Eukaryota, Fungi, Basidiomycota, Agaricomycetes, Agaricales, Physalacriaceae. Gene Ontology annotation, molecular function: histone methyltransferase activity; protein binding; zinc ion binding. The coding region runs from base 82 to 1416 and encodes 444 amino acids. The record is from RefSeq and is a predicted model, not a curated record. The transcript is spliced from 11 exons.